Molecule: messenger RNA, 930 nt
Organism: Plasmodium yoelii
Lineage: Eukaryota; Apicomplexa; Aconoidasida; Haemosporida; Plasmodiidae
Exons: 3
Coding region: 1-930 (309 amino acids)
Source: RefSeq, a predicted model, not a curated record
AUGGAUCCUGACCUGUGUGAAAAUUUUGAUAUAGUAAUUCAAAAUUAUACCGAUAAAAUAAAAAAUUCUGAAGAAUAUGAUAUUCAGAAUAUACCGGGUAUUGAGGAAUACUGCCAUGAUGGAGAAUCAGAGGAAAAAAAAUGUAAGACUGAGGUCGAUAAAAUAAAUGCUGCAUGCUUAUGGUUGCUCGAGCAAAAUGUUGCUCAUAGGAUUGAUGAUUUAAGUAAAGAAAAAAUUAAUAUGUUUAUUAUAUACAUUAUGAUAUGGCUAAGUUAUAUGUUAAACCUAAAGAAUGUUAAUAACAUCAACAACCUAAAAGAUUUUUAUGAAGCGCAUAUAAAGAAUAACAGUCAUUAUACUAAUUGUAAUAAUGAUGAUCAAGAUUGUAGUAAUACAUUAAAAAAAAAAACGGGAUAUAGUAAUUUUAAUGAAAUCAUAGCUACAAAUAUGGAUUUUGAAUAUAUAUUUAAAUUUUAUGAUGCAUUUAAAUUAUUAUGUAAAAUGCAUACUGAAUCUAAUGAAAACACGCUAGAAUGCACGGAAUAUUUGGAAUAUGCAAAUGACAUUGUUGACAAAUUUAAAGAACUUAAUGAAAGUUCUAGUGUUACUGGAAACACUUCAUAUAGUCAAAUAUGGUCUACUUUAUCAACUGAUUAUGAUAGUUUUAAAAAGAAAUGUAAUAGUUUUCCAUCCCUUCCAUCGAUAAAAACAACACAACACGUACAAAGUUAUGAAGAUCAUUCUGAAGAUUCUUCUCUACAAAAUUAUGGUGUUACAUCAUCAAGCUUGUCGAUAGUAAACAGAAUAAUUAUAGCUUUAUCAAUAUUCAGUGCAAUAACAAUCUUUUUGGGAAUUUUUUAUAAGUGUUCGUUAUUUGUAUUACGGAAAAGAGCUCAAAAACAACAUUUAAAAGAAAAGCUAAAAACAUAA